Cynara cardunculus var. scolymus (artichoke) is the source of this 2954-nucleotide messenger RNA. Its product is annotated as exocyst complex component SEC3A-like. Lineage: Eukaryota; Viridiplantae; Streptophyta; Magnoliopsida; Asterales; Asteraceae. The record is from RefSeq and is a predicted model, not a curated record. Gene Ontology annotation, cellular component: exocyst; plasma membrane. The transcript has 26 exons. Gene Ontology annotation, molecular function: phosphatidylinositol-4,5-bisphosphate binding. The coding region runs from base 176 to 2809 and encodes 877 amino acids. Gene Ontology annotation, biological process: exocytosis; Golgi to plasma membrane transport.
ACAACUUGUAUCCGUACAUGUGUCGCAAUGAUUCUUGUGAUGUGAAGAAAACGCUAUUGAAUGGAUCUCCAUCUCUCUGAUUGAUUUUGCUCAUGAAUUCUCUCUUCAGAGAGAUAUCGAAAGAUUUGAAAAAGCUUAUGACCUUCAGGGAGGAAGGACCGACAGUUGGGAAGAAAUGUCGAGAUCGAGAACCGAGGAUAAGGAGCUCCGGCGAGCGUGCGAAGCCGCAAUUGAAGGCACCAGACAGAGGAUUAUAAUGGCGAUUCGUGUUGCGAAAAGCAAAGGUGCAUGGGGUAAAGGAAAAAUAGGCAAAGGUCAGGGGAUGGCUAAACCUAGGGUUCUUGCCAUCUGCACAAAAGCAAAAGGUGAACAAACCAAGGCUUUUCUCCGAGUCUUAAAGUAUACGAAUGGAGGAGUUCUUGAGCCUGCAAAAAUAUACAAGCUGAGGCGUCUUGCGAAGAUGGAGGUUGUAACUAGUGACCACAGUGGAUGCACAUUCAUGCUGGGUUUUGAUAAUAUUAGAAACCAGAGAGUUGCACCUAUUCAGUGGACCAUGCGCAAUCUCGAUGAGAGGAAUCGUCUCUUGGUCUGUAUUCUUAAUAUCUGCAAAGACGCAAUGGGUCAUCUACCGAAAGUUGUGGGUAUUGAUAUUGUGGAGUUGGCUCUUUGGGCCAAGGAACAUACAUCAGCAGUUUCUAAGCUAGAUAAUGAUGAAGAUGGAGGCACAGAUGUGGGUUCAGAAGGUGACUCCAUGGUUACAAUGGAAAAUGAUCUUGUGUCGCAAGCAGAAGAAGAGGACAUGGAAGCUCUUCUAGGCACAUAUGUCAUGGGCAUUGGGGAAGCAGAAGUCUUUUCUGAAAGGUUGAAACGAGAACUUCACGCUUUGGAAGCAGCAAAUGUGCAUGCAAUUUUGGAAAGCGAGCAUUUGGUAGAUGAGGUGUUGCGGGGACUUGAGUCAGCUACAACUUAUGUUGAAGACAUGGACGAAUGGCUGGCGAUUAUUAAUGUGAAGCUCAGACAUAUGCGGGAGGACAUCGAGGCGAUAGAAGCACGCAACAACAAGCUGGAAAUGCAGUCUAUAAAUAAUAAAGCUUUGAGUGUGGAACUGGAUACGCUUCUUGAUAGAUUGCAUAUCCCUCCCGAGGUACAUUAUUUCCAGCUGGAAUUAACUUCAGUCUCCUUUGAUGAGGCGUCCAUGCGUCAAAAUAUUAAAUUAUGUGAUCGGCUAAGGGACGCUUUGCGUGGUCUUGAUGCAUCUACUUUGGGUCCGGACUAUGCAAAAAUUAGAGCUGUCAAGGAAAAGACGGCGGAACUUAACAUCAUAAAAUUGACUUUUGUACGAAGAGCCUGUGAGUUUUUGAGAGACUAUUUCGUUAGUUUGGUGGAUUCCAUGAUGAAUGAUAAAAGCUACUUCUCUCAGCGUGGGCAACUAAAGAAGCCUGAUCAUGCCAAUCUCCGCUCUAAAUGCUGGAUUUAUGCUCGUCUUUUGCAACACAUGAAGAUUCUAGAUAAAAAUUGUCUGGGUCCUUUGAGGAAAGCUUAUUGUCACUCCAUUAAUCAGCUUUUACGGCGUGAGGCUCGUGAAUUCUCUAACGAGCUUCGUGCUGGUACUAAAGCACCAAAAGUUCCAAGUGUAUGGUUUGAAGGUUCUACUGGUCCCAACCAAAAUGUUAACAACAUAGACACUUCCAUGGUUUCUGGAGCUUAUUCCAAAAUGCUCGCGGUAUUUAUCCCACUCCUUGUUGAUGAGAGUUCAUUUUUAUCACACUUCAUGCGGUUCAAAAUUUCUACACCUGAUCCACCAAGUCAUGAUGAUGAUGCCAGUGAUGAUGAUUUAGGCAUGAUGGAGAUUAAUGAAAAUGAUGUCAACCAGGGUACUCUGGAGAUGGGGCCGUUAAAUGAAUCACUUCGUGAUUUACUAGAAGGAAUACAAGAGGACUUCUAUGCAAUUGUGGAUUGGGCUCACAAGAUUGAUCCUUUGCUGUGCAUUUCAAUGCACGGUACAACAGAGCAAUAUAUUUCUGAUCAGAAAGUAGAUGCAGCCGGAUAUGUGGGCCUCUUACUUGAUGCUCUGGAAGAUAGAAUUACUACGCUAUUUAUUCGCUUCGUAGAUGAAGCCCGUCACCAGAUAGAAAAGCAUGACAAAAAUGUUAAACAGACGGGUGUCAUGUCAUUCGUACCCAGAUUUGCAGUGCUUGCCACUCGCAUGGAGCAGUAUAUCCAGGGACAGUAUAGGGAAUUGGUUGAUCAAGCAUAUAUUAAAAUUAUCGGGAUCAUGUUUGUGACGCUGGAAAAGAUCUCCCAGUCAGACCUAAAACACUCGGAUAUUUUUCUUCUGGAGAACUAUGCUGCAUUCCAGAAUAGUCUGUAUGACAUGGCCAACGUUGUGCCACCUUUAGCUAAAUUUUAUCAUCAAGCAAGUGAAUUUUAUGAACAGUCUUGUUCACGUCAUAUCAGCGUUGUCAUAUACUAUCACUUUGAGCGGCUUUUCCAGUUUGCUCGAAGAAUUGAGGAUUUGAUGUUAACUAAUGCGCCAGAAGAGAUACCAUUCCAGGUUGGAAUGUCAAAAGCGGAUCUUAGAAAGGUGAUAAAAUCCAGUUUAUCAGGGGUCGAUAAGCACAUCACCUUAAUGCAUAAGAAACUGGUGAAGAACAUGACCUCUGAGGAAUUGAUGCCUACACUAUGGGACAAAUGCAAGAAAGAAUUCUUGGACAAGUAUGAUAGCUUUGCUCAGCUGGCAGCCAAGGUGUACCCGAGUGAAAGCAUUCCCUCUGUAACAGAAAUGAGAGAUAUUUUAGCAUCCAUGUAGAUUUUUGGAAUCUUCAGAUAAUCGAUCUUGGAAGUAAAGAUUGAAGGGGUCAAAUUGGGUGGGGGCACAAAUGGCCUUGAUCUGCACUACACAAUUGCUGUCAAUUUGGAGUCUCUUGUUCAAGAUUUCAUUGAUGAUGUUUUAA